Rhincodon typus (whale shark) is the source of this 513-nucleotide messenger RNA. RefSeq names its product 5-oxoprolinase-like. The annotation marks the transcript as partial. The record is from RefSeq and is a predicted model, not a curated record. Gene Ontology annotation, cellular component: cytosol. Gene Ontology annotation, biological process: glutathione metabolic process. The transcript is spliced from 3 exons. Lineage: Eukaryota; Metazoa; Chordata; Chondrichthyes; Orectolobiformes; Rhincodontidae. Gene Ontology annotation, molecular function: 5-oxoprolinase (ATP-hydrolyzing) activity.
CUCCCUCACAGUCACACCCGGAAUUGCAGUUCUGAGCCAUGGUGCAGCCGGAGAGGUUUCAGUUUGCUAUUGAUCGUGGUGGGACUUUCACCGAUAUCUUUGCCAGGUGUCCAGGGGACAAAGUUCGCGUCAUGAAGCUCCUCUCUGAGGACCCAGCCAAUUACCAAGAUGCUCCCACUGAGGGCAUCAGGAGAAUACUACAGGAGGAGACAGGGAUGCAGCUUCCUCGGGAUCGUCCAAUCGACACCUCCAAGAUUGACUGGAUCCGAAUGGGAACAACUGUCGCCACAAAUGCCCUGCUGGAGCGAAAGGGGGAGCGAAUUGCACUGGUGAUCACCAAAGGGUUCAAGGACUUGCUACAUAUUGGCAACCAGUCCCGGCCGAAGAUAUUUGACCUGGAGAUUGUGAUGCCGGAGGUAUUGUACGAAGAGGUAAUCGAAGUUGAUGAACGAGUGGUUCUACAGCAGAGUGGCUGCCAGCUGCCUAAACAGGCUGGCCUGGAGACAGCUGUGG